UACUCUCAUUUACCAUCAUUUCAUUUCAAAAUAACCUCAACAAAACCUUCAUAUAUAAUUUUACAUCUCUCUUACUUAAACUUCCAAACCCAAUACAACCAUCAGAUCGAAUUCAGUUUCGAUUCGAUCUGAUGGUUUGGGCGCUCUAAAAAAAUCUAAGAAGAUCAACUACAACCACAAGCACUUCAACUUCUAACCGUAUCAUCGUCAUCGUCGUCUUCGUCGAGAUGGAGAAAGUGAUGAGGUUGGCAUCUGAAAAGGGUGUGGUGAUAUUCACAAAAAGUUCAUGUUGUCUAUGUUAUGCAGUUAACAUUUUGUUUCAAGAACUUGGGAUUAGGCCUAUGGUUCAUGAAAUUGAUCAAGAUCCUGAAGGAAGGGAUAUGGAGAAAGCUUUGUUGAGGUUAGGUUGUACUGCACCUGUUCCAGCUGUGUUCAUUGGAGGGAAACUUAUGGGAUCUACCAAUGAAAUUAUGUCACUUCAUCUAAGUGGUUCACUCACUCAAUUGCUCAAACCAUAUCAAUCUCGUUCUUGAAUCAUGAUACCUUAGCUUUUAGCUUCUUGGUGGAAGAAUAAAUUUGCUUGUGAUUUAGUACAUUAGUGUGACCUUAGUAAUAGUACUAUUGUAUUGAUAGUCUAUGUAGUGUUUUUAUAUGUCUCAAGUGUUUUCUAGCAUUUCAUUAGCUAUAAUGUAAUCACAUAAAUAAUUAAAUAUAUUCUUAAUUAAUCAAGUUUGAUUUA
This is a messenger RNA of Trifolium pratense (red clover), 739 nucleotides long. RefSeq names its product glutaredoxin-C13. The transcript has 2 exons. The record is from RefSeq and is a predicted model, not a curated record. Lineage: Eukaryota; Viridiplantae; Streptophyta; Magnoliopsida; Fabales; Fabaceae. Gene Ontology annotation, cellular component: nucleus; cytoplasm. The coding region runs from base 228 to 533 and encodes 101 amino acids.